AAUCUUGACUUCUUGGGGAAAAAUUUCAUAAAAAUGGAUGAUCGAAGUGAUAUAGCUCAUGAAGGUCCCGGCGGUAUGGAUCCAGAGGGAGUUAUCGAGUCAACUUGGCACGAGGUAUAUGACAACUUUGAUGAUAUGAAUUUGCGCGAAGAGUUACUACGUGGUAUCUAUGGUUAUGGUUUUGAAAAACCGUCUGCAAUUCAGCAGCGUGCCAUCAUUCCUUGUGUGAAGGGUCGUGACGUUAUUGCGCAGGCACAAUCCGGUAUGUAAUUAAUUUAUUAUUCGGCCCU
Molecule: messenger RNA, 290 nt
Organism: Rhagoletis pomonella (apple maggot)
Lineage: Eukaryota; Metazoa; Arthropoda; Insecta; Diptera; Tephritidae
Product: eukaryotic initiation factor 4A-like
Exons: 2
Coding region: 34-270 (78 amino acids)
Molecular function (GO): RNA helicase activity
Source: RefSeq, a predicted model, not a curated record